Penicillium odoratum is the source of this 1083-nucleotide messenger RNA. RefSeq lists its product as uncharacterized. The record is from RefSeq and is a predicted model, not a curated record. The coding region runs from base 1 to 1083 and encodes 360 amino acids. NCBI's taxonomy places the organism in Eukaryota, Fungi, Ascomycota, Eurotiomycetes, Eurotiales, Aspergillaceae. The transcript has 2 exons.
AUGUCCAAGAACACAGACCAUCCUGGGGAACAUUUUCUUGUGCUCGGACUAUGCAGGGGGAUGAUCGCACCUUUCUCUAGAAAGAGAGGAUCCUUACCGGCCGUCUUGCACAACCCGCCCGAUACUCACCCCCCACAAGACGUGCCGAUCGUGUGUUUGGCCACGAUCAAUAUAUUUUUGGAGUGUGACUCUUCGCUUCACCCAGAAGAUCAGACCCUGAAGCCAUUUAUCACAGUUCACACCGAAAUAGAGCCCCAGUAUUUAGCAAGCCGCUUAGCAUCAUGUCCCGACCCGACAGAUCUAACAUUGAACUCGGAAGCCUUCACUGCCCUCAUGGAGGGCUACUCGAUACACCAAGGAGACGACACCAACCAGUCAUCUCAAUCAUUACUCGCACUCGUGGACUUUGGUCUUCAGAAGUUACUGUCUUCGGCACCUACUAAAUGCUCUUACAUUCGUAUCAUUGAAAACAACCUCCAAAGCCUCCGCAAGCUAGCUCCGGUUAUUUUCAAUAGAGAAUACCGUGAAGCAAUGAACCAACGAGCCAUCUCAUGCCCCAUUAUCGCCAAAGCGGUCAACUCAAUGUUGGCCAACACCUCGAACCCAAUUUUGCAGACGGAAUUUUCUCACAUACCCGGGGACCGGAAACAGUGGAUUGAGAGUGGCCUGUGGAGAAUGGCUCAAACCCGCCUGCGCGAAUUGAAAGCCGCAAAGAAGUGCGGGUCUUUUCUUUCCCAAUGCUCAGUGAUAAGCACAGCCCCAACCAAUGGUGAAAGCGCCAUUGCGGCGUCCUGCCCAGCGGACAUCUUCAAUGAGGGAGAUAUCCUCAAUUUUGAUGACGACCGGAACUUGGAGAAAGGUAGUGCAAAUGGGGAGUUUGACGAUUUCCUGCAGACAACGCACACUGACUUCGAUGGCGAAUCAGAUGGCCCACUUCUUGGAAGCAGCAGUGAAUCCAGUUUCUGGGACCUGUACGAGUCUACCCAAACAACCCAGGCAACCGUAGACAGCUUUCCACUAUCUGAGACAUUCUCGCCUCCCAGUGAUACGGAUAUGUUACUUUUUGAUUGCGACCUUGGAUAG